UGUCACAUUUCAAUUAUCCCCAAGUGCAUUUAUCCACAUUAAAUAUUAUUGUUUUGAUUUAGCGAUUAAUUAUUGUAUCUAAUGAUUUUCUAGAACCAUUUUACCGCUAAAAACAUAAUUAUUUAAAUUCUAACUGAUUUUGUUUAACCAUUUCUCAUACAUAAAGCCAAUAUAUUUAUGGGAUUUGUCGAAGAUGAGCUCUCGGAAGUUAAGAAACUCUGCGAGCAUGUCGUUCCAGGCACAAAACUCGUCUCCUGUGUCCCCACGAUGGUCCGCGUCGAAAUAAAAAGGACACAGUACAAGACUAUCAUCGUUUGCGCCCAGUUUCCUGAAGAAUAUCCUAAAGUACCUCUACUGUAUGAGCUGAAAAGUAAAACUUUGUCCGAGAAACUUUUGCUGGGUCUCACCGAUGUUUCUCAGCAGGAUUUAAAAAAGUAUUUGGGAAAGGCGCAAGUUCUCCCUCUAAUCAAGUUCUUACGUAAGUUUAUUGAUGAGAACUCCCUGAUCUGUUGUUAUGAUGAAAUAAGUGCAUUAAGAAAAUUGUUGAGCAGCCAAGAUGACCUGAAAAUCAAACAAAAAACUUCCAGUUUGCUCUUGAAGGUCUAUAAUGGAAAAUACUAUUUGAGAGGAAGAAUUACUGUUCCAGAUGUGUAUCCUUUAACAGCUGUAGACAUACAGGAUAUAGAUACAAAUUUCACACUAACAUUUUACAAGCACAUGGUGGCACAAGCCAAAGAAAUAGCAAGAAGAUGUGUGGAACCCCCACUUAAACCAAAACCAAAAGACCCACCCUUCGUACCAGGCCCCUCACUACAGAAAACCAUUAAUUUUCUUAUCGAUUGUGUGAAAAGAUUACCAACAGAAAACUGUCAAUUUUGUAAAAAAGCUUGUUUUCCUGAGGACCCCCAGCUUUUAGAGAGAGAAGAGAACUCACCAAACCACAUAGAAAGGGUCUACUGUGGUCAUCUGUUCCACCAGGGCUGUUUACUCACCUACAUGAAACAACCGCCGUUUGGCAAUAAAAAAUGCGACAAAUGCGGUCAAAAAAUCUCACAUUUUAGGUGGGACCUCAACGAUAGACUGGCGGAAGCCCGAUGGGCCCACGAACAGGCGAGGGAAAGGGAACUGCAGGAAGUUACCGACUUUUUUACCUAAAGUUCUGUUAGUGAAACGUUGGAUAAGUUGUACUUAAGUGUUGCUAGUUUGUUUAAGAAAUUAAUAAAUGUACAAUUAACAAAGUACAAGUACAAAGUAAUUAAAUUGUAUGAAACAACCAACAAUAA
Messenger RNA from Anthonomus grandis grandis, 1283 nucleotides. RefSeq lists its product as uncharacterized. NCBI's taxonomy places the organism in Eukaryota, Metazoa, Arthropoda, Insecta, Coleoptera, Curculionidae. The transcript has 4 exons. Bases 178 to 1155 code for a protein of 325 amino acids. Gene Ontology annotation, molecular function: protein binding. The record is from RefSeq and is a predicted model, not a curated record.